Molecule: messenger RNA, 981 nt
Organism: Drosophila grimshawi
Lineage: Eukaryota; Metazoa; Arthropoda; Insecta; Diptera; Drosophilidae
Exons: 2
Coding region: 31-981 (316 amino acids)
Molecular function (GO): metal ion binding
Source: RefSeq, a predicted model, not a curated record
AUAGUUGUUGCUCGAGGAAAAGGAAUUAAAAUGGAGCUGAACUCUGAGGCACCAGUUGAGCAGAAGAAGGAGAUAACAAGUUUGGACGAUGCCAACAAGAAACCACCCGAUAAUAAAAACGAACUGGAAGACGAACUGGAGGAUGGUGAGAUUUAUGAUAGCGACUAUAGCAAUCCGGAGAAAGCUCCCAUUUGCCCGUUCUAUCGGAGAAACAUCUGCACGUGGGGCAGCAGUUGCCGUUACAGGCAUCUGGGUUGCAUGAAUAUGGGCAACUAUGUGAUGUUUGACAACGUUAACCCACUGGUACUGCCAACGCCUCCAAGUCGGGUAGUCGAGAACAGCAAUCCCGUCAACCACAAAACUGAAAUUGAGCGCUCCUUUAACACCAGUUUGCAGGAGCACAGGCAAAUGAUGCGAGAUUCUGGCUAUAAUUUAAGCAAGCCGAAGCCGCGGCGUCGCAGUCGUAAACCCUGGCUUAAGGUCGAAGUUCGUGACACGCAUCGGUCUGAGCGUUUGGAUAAACGCUUGCCAAAACUUCAUGGAUCCACUCCUUACAGGCCAUAUCAACUUUCGCCUAAAGCGCCAGACAGAAUAGUGACCGUAUGUCGCAGGAGAUCCUCAAGCAGCAGCAGCAGCACCACCACAGAUGAUUACACAUCUACAACAAAUUCGAGUAGUUCGUCAGGUGCGAGUCAUCCACAAGGUUCAAAGGCGUCUCGGACACCCCUCAACUCUGCCCGUCCGUCCCGUAUGAAGAAUGUGCAGCGAGCACCGAGAAAGGCUCGUUAUCUUAGCAGCAGCUCGGACUCGAGCAGUGAUACUAGCUGUGAUUUCAGUACACACAGCUCGGAGCUAAGAUCAUCCGACAGCUAUAAUCCAAGGCGUUACUCGCGAGGCCGUUAUAAGAGUCGCAGCCGAUCUACUUGCAAUAAUAAUUACCAAAAGAAAGGCUCAGACUCAGACCUCACGACCCAUACAUAA